UUGAACCAAUGAGGAGAGACGUCAAAUCUACGCACGGUUUUUACAAUUCUGUUGUAAAUAAACGAAUGACAGACGCGACUGACGGUGAAAUUGCCACCAAAAUAUAAUCAAUACGGAAUUCUGUUACUCGACUGUGUGAUAAGACAUUGACUUCAGCGUGUGCUUCUGCACCAUCUCUUUAGGCUGGUGUGGGUUGAUGUCCUUCCUACCCGCCUGUUUGCUUUUAGCCACCAGAGUAGGACUGUGUCGUGCCACACAGGUAGCUUGUGGCCAAUGCCACAGGCUCCACCCGCCGAGAGAAGUGGACUGUCUAGAUCAAGAAGAACCAGCAAGUUGGCCUCAACAGACCUGUCGUGUCCCCACGUGGCUGUUGGACUGAAGAGGGAGUGCCUGUGGAUUUGCCAACAUUGGAGCUAACAUGUCGGAGCUGAAUAAGGAGGUGGUGGAUUUGGUUUGGGGGAGACCUUCUGGUGGAGGAGUGUCUGCCUCCAUCUUCCGCAGAUGGACCCAAGGAUUUGUAUUUAGUGAGAACGAGCACACAGCGUUGGAGCAGUUUGAAGGAGGGCCAUGUGCCGUAAUUGCACCUGUCCAGGCUUUCCUCUUAAAGAACAUUAUCUUUAAUAGAGAAAGUCCAGACUGGAGGCAGUUGUCAGAGGAGGAGCAGAAAACAGCCCUGUGUUCAACACUAAGUGAGAUCCUUGAGUCUGCCUGCUCCAGCCCCUCUACAGGGUUUUGUCUGGUGACCUGGGCCAAGGGACAGACCCCAAACACUAGCACACAUGCUAACACACAAACACAGUCACAGUCCCAAACACAGGACAUGCCAGAGCCGGAGAGUAGCCAGCCACAACAGGAACAGCAACCCACUGCUUUGGCUGCUGAGGACCUUGGCUUUGGGCGAUUUCAUAGUGUUCUUCAUAAGCGAACUGUCAUGUCAGUGUCUGAUCUCAGAGAGGAGGUGCUGUCUCUCUACCACACCUGGAGGGGGUGCUGUGGAGUUUUGCUUUUCCUUUAUUCUGUCAUCCUAACCAAGGGCAUAGAGAACAUAAGGAAUGAAAUCCAGGACACGAUGGAGCCUCUCAUAGAUCCUGUUCAUGGCCACGGAAGUCAGAGCCUGGUGAACCUCCUCGUCACUGGCCACGCUGUCUCAAAUGUUUGGGAUGGAGACAGGGAGUGCUCUGGCAUGAAACUGCAUGGAAUCCAUAAACAGGCGUCCGUCGGCUUCCUCACGCUUAUGGAGUCCCUGCGCUACUGCAAGGUUGGGACAUUCCUCAAGUCUCCAAAGUUCCCUAUUUGGAUUCUUGGCAGUGAGACUCACCUCUCUGUAUUUUUCACCAAGGAGAUGUCAGUGGUAGGUCCAGAGUCUCCAUCAGAACAGGCAAGAAGGGUCUUCCAGUCGUUUGAUCCCGAAGAUAAUGGCUUCAUUCCAGAAUCUCUGCUGGAGGAUGUGAUGAAAGCCCUUGACCUUGUCUCAGAGCCUGAGUAUGUCAGUCUGGUGAAGAGUAAACUGGAUCCAGAGAGCCUGGGUAUAAUUCUUCUGGGUCCGUUCCUGUUGGAGUUUUUCCCUGAUCAGGAUUCAGGAAUCCCAGACUCAUUUCCCGUCUACCACUACAAUGGUCUGAAGCAGUCCAACCACAAAGAGAGGGUAGAGUAUGUGGAAGGGACGGCUCUGGUGCUAGGAUUCGAGGACCCCAUGGUCCGGACUGACGACACUCCGGUGAAGCGCUGCCUACAGACCAAGUGGCCCUACAUCGAGCUGUUGUGGACCACGGAUCGCUCUCCGUCGUUGAACUAGCACUGACGCAGCCCGUGUGGGUCUGUGUACGUGGGUGGACCACUGCUGCCCCACCUCACGCCCCUCUUCAGCCUCCCUUGCACUCCUCAGCAAGGCCGCAAAGACUGAGACACACACGCAACGCAAACACAUGAGAACAAAAAAAAUAUGUAUACAGGAAGUGCGCAUGUUCGUGGACUAAACAUUCAGGCCUGAGAUCCAUUCUUUCGUCGUCACUCACACAUUCCACACAAAUGCAAAACUCACCUCUAAAUUCAUGCUAAUGUCUGUUCACCGUGGCUUGUAAAUGACACGCGGGAUGUUUAUGAUGUGAUUAUUUAAAGAGACAAAAAUGAGUGACUGUUGAUGUAAACAGCUCUGUUGCGGCCUGACACCUCUGCUACAGUUGUGUAGCAGACAGUUAGGAGGUGUUUAGAGAGCUAACUAGUUUGGUUCAACAAGAGUCUGUCAUCAAAUAACUGAACCACAUGUAGAGCCAGUUAACUGUGAGACACAACUGUUAAUCCAGCUACAGGACUGUUCGAGGGAAAAAACCUACCAAAGCCUUCCACAUGUGACUGCACAUACACACAACGCAAACACCCACACACACACACACACACACACACAAACACACACACUGUCACUCCCACUGUUAAGAGUUUACAACGUAAAGGGACCAAUCCAGGCACAGGGAUCUGGAGAUCUGAGGAUAUGAGCAGGAUGUUUUCAGGGUUUUAAGAUGAAGCUGGUUUAGGUGCUCUGUGUGUGCGCGCUUCGUGCGCCACGCUAGGAUGUUGGCCAAGUUCUCAUGUAUUUAUUCACCCUCAAAGGUUCUGGAAUAAACACUUUUUGUUCAGA
Messenger RNA from Mugil cephalus (flathead mullet), 2635 nucleotides. It is a transcript of the gene mindy3, whose product is annotated as MINDY lysine 48 deubiquitinase 3. NCBI's taxonomy places the organism in Eukaryota, Metazoa, Chordata, Actinopteri, Mugiliformes, Mugilidae. The transcript is spliced from 16 exons. The record is from RefSeq and is a predicted model, not a curated record. Gene Ontology annotation, biological process: protein K48-linked deubiquitination. Bases 419 to 1795 code for a protein of 458 amino acids. Gene Ontology annotation, molecular function: K48-linked deubiquitinase activity; cysteine-type deubiquitinase activity; calcium ion binding.